Molecule: messenger RNA, 2969 nt
Organism: Scylla paramamosain (green mud crab)
Lineage: Eukaryota; Metazoa; Arthropoda; Malacostraca; Decapoda; Portunidae
Product: SCAN domain-containing protein 3-like
Exons: 1
Coding region: 847-2631 (594 amino acids)
Source: RefSeq, a predicted model, not a curated record
GUGACAUUGUAACCUUGACGAUUUGCAAGGGUAGAACGAUACAGAAUGGAAUGUCUUGUUGAUUGUGUGAAAUACUCGUUGUGAUCAAAAGUGUGAAAUGUGAAUAAUACGCGGUGAGUUUUGUACGCUAGUUUGAAUGUAUGUGGUGAAGUGUGUGCGUUGAUUCCAGUAUAGGCGGCGAAAAGUGUGUGUGACAAAUUAAGUGUACUGUAUAUGUUGCUGGGUUGAUGGUUCAAUCGCCAUAUCUAUUCACUUAAUAAAAAACGUUAAUAAAAAUCUCAGACAGCAGAAAGAAGCGAAUCUAUUAUAAAAAAGUGGAAAUGAUAAAACAAAGCCAAAAAACACGAUAACAGACUAAAUCACUCCAAACACAAACUCAACUCUCGACACGAAAAACAAAACUAAACCACCGUGCGCGCACUACUCUACAUCACACCAAAAACGUACCAUCAUAUCACAAUUCAGUCAUCGCCAAAAUCGCUAAUAUAAGAUCCAAGAAACAAAGGUACAUGAGCACAACUAUGCCAAGGUCGACUGUAUGCAAAACAUCGCUCGUCAAAUCAACACAUUACAUCACAGUAUAACAGAGCAUUUUCGUGCGUGUAGUUUUAUUCCGUUUGCUUCUUCUCGUUGUAUUUUCCGCAGUUGUUCUCAUUGUCAUUAUUGUUAAGAUAUAAGCCACGUUGUGUGCUGAAUAUUUGUGGUAUGUUACAGAUUUAUGAUUUCCAGUUGUGUGAUCUAUGUUAUAUGAAUGUGUGGUGUGGUGCAUGCCAAUACGGUAUGUUAUAUAACUACUUAGUUCCAUGGUGCAGUUUAUAAGUUUGUUGCUAUUUUCACUUUGCAGAAAUGUCUGGGGCAAAGAAAAGAAAGUAUUCAGAUGAAUAUAUCAAGUAUGGCUUCACUGUUAUAGAGAGGAAUGGAUUUCAUCUCCCUCAGUGUGUCAUAUGCCAUACAGUCCUCAGCAAUGACGCCUUAAGACCUGGUCGUCUGGAGCGACAUUUGAGCACAAACCACAAAGCAUUAAAAGAAAAGCCAAAGGAGUUCUUCACAGCCAAACUGCAUGAGCUGAAUCGUAUGAAGCUGGACUCAAGCAGUGUUUUUCAUCAAGAAACGUGGAAACUGGUGGAAGCAUCUUACGAGCUGUCACAACUUAUUGCAAAAGCAAAGAAGCCUCACUCUGUGGGGGAGACUCUUGUAAAACCCUGCCUUUUGAGUGCUGCAAAUACUGUGCUUGGGGAAGAAAGCCAAAGAAAGUUAUCAAAGAUUUCCUUAUCAGAUAACACAGUGAAGCGUCGCAUUGACGAACUUUCAGAAGACAUAAAAGAACAAGUUUUGGAAAAAAUAAAAGCAUCUCGCUUCUUUGCAAUACAGUGCGAUGAAAGUACUGAUGUUGCUCACCUCUGCCAGCUGCUUGUUUAUUCUCGAUUCGUGGAUGAAGGAACUGUGAAAGAAGAAAUUCUUUUCUCAGCAGCACUGGAGACAACAGCAAAGGCCAUCGAUGUUUUUUCAAAGGUUGAUGAGUUUUUCCAAGAGCACGGUCUUUCAUGGGAAAAAUUAGUCGGUGUUUGUACUGAUGGUGCCCCAUCAAUGAUUGGAUCUCGCUCUGUAUUUGUGAAGCUGGUGAAAGAAAAAAAUCCUGCUGUAACUGGGACUCACUGUGUUAUCCACAGACAAUCAUUAGCAAGCAAAACUCUGCCUGGUAAUCUACGCAGUUCACUGAAUUUGACAAUAAAAGUGGUGAAUUUUGUAAAGAAUAGCUCUUUGAAUUCUAGGCUUUUCGCAGCUCUUUGUUCAGAUUUGGGCACUGAUUACAAGACUCUCCUGUUUCACACCGAAGUCCGCUGGCUUUCCAAGGGAAACAUGCUGAGUCGUCUUUACGAGCUCAAAGAUGAAGUGGAAAUUUUCUUGCAGAAGCAGAAACAAGACAAACUGUAUGAAGCAUUCAGAGAGGAAGACUUUCAGCUCUCACUAGCAUACCUUGUGGACUUUUUUGAGGCUAUCAACAACCUUAAUUUGAAGUUACAAGGAAGAAACACAAACAUCAUUGCACACUCUGAUGUGAUCAGAGCUUUCACCGAAAAAAUUCAUCUUUGGAAACGAAAAGUACAAGUUGGGAACUUUUCAUCGUUCUCACAUCUGAAUGAGCUCUUAUCUGAGAAGAGAAACAUUGAGCAGUAUGACGUGACAAAAGAGGUUUUAUCACAUCUGCAUUCCCUUGCUGAGGAAUUUAUUCACUAUUUUCCAGAUGUCUCAAUGAAGAAUUCUCUUUGGACAUUGGUGCAGAAUCCAUUUAACACUGAUGUGGAGUUGUUACUGGAAUCACUGCAAGAGGAAGCCAUCGAUUUGAAAUGUGACUCCAGCGCGAAAAGGGACUUUGAAACAAUGAAGUUAGAAGAGUUUUGGGUGAAAUAUCUCCCCAUGUACCCAAAAAUAGGUGAAGAAGCACUUCGUGUGAUUCUUCCCUUUUCUUCUACUUAUCUUUGUGAAACAGGAUUUUCAGCUCUUGUUGUUCUGAAAACAAAACAGCGCAACCGACUUGAUGUAGAAAAUGACUUGCGUUGUGCGCUGUCAUCCUUCAAUCCUAGAAUUUCUGAUCUUGUGAUGAAGAAGCAGCAGCAUCCAUCUCACUAAAUUAGUUCAUAAAUUUUGCCUUAGUCUCAUGAGUCAUUCCAAAUAUUAUAUGCCAUGUUUUCAAAUUAUUUUUUCUUAAAAUUGCAACUCAAUUUUGCCAAUUUGCUAAUGUUCAAACCUUUUUUUUCGCUCACUUUGAACCAAAUGUUUCCUUUUUAGUUACUGGAAUGUAGUAUUAUUUGUUUGAGUGGCUUUCAUUAUUAAAAUGUAAUACAAACAAAUAUGUUUUCCUGAACAAUGCUAAGAAAUAGAUGUAAGAAUCAUUUCAUAUGAAAAAAAAGAGGCACUGGGGGCGUGCGGGUCUACUGGAAGCAAAAAGGGGGCGUCAGGUAAGAUAG